AACCCAAAAAAACGAAUCAGCGUGUUUUUAACUUCUUUUCAUUUUUUUUAUUAUCAGAGUGUGUAAUUUUACGUUUGUAUUUUCAUUCGUUUCAUGUUACCCGUGUGGCACAUAUAAUAAAAAUAUAUAACGCAUAUAGAGACCACGCGAUUUUAUUUCUUUUACCACAUUUUUUUUUGAAGAAGAAGAUUAUUUCCUUUGUGUUUCGGUUGUGUGUCUGUGUUUAUUGUUUGUUUCAAACGACAACCAUAUUAAUUGGUUAUUGUCAUAACCAGUAAAAAAAAUUCAAUUUAAUUUCCGUUCGAUUAUUAUAAAAUAUUCAUAUUUUUUUAUUCAUUCUUACCAUCACUCGAAAUUUUUUUUCCAAAUCAUUCCUUGACGACCGUUAUAAAUAUACGUUUUUUUAAAAUUAAAUUAUCAUAAAUAAAAGAUAAAAUGAGCAAAGAUAUGCAAGUUACUGAAAGUGGCCAAGAUCUUGAAUUGGUUGCAGCAGAUGGCCAACCAAACACACCAUUGGUAAUGGCAUUAAAAAAACUAACAUUGGAACGUAUUGCAUUAGAAAUUGAAAUGAAUAAGAAAAUAUUUCAAACUGAAUUAGAAUAUCAGGAACGUUUUAAAGAAUUUAAUGAAAAAAGACGUAUGAUUGUUGCUGGUGAUUAUGUACCCACCGAAGAUGAAUGUAAAUAUCAAUAUGCUGAUUCAGAGGAUCCUGUUGUUGAAUCAAAAGAAAAAGGAAUACCAAGAUUUUGGUCAACCAUAUUUGCUAAUCUUGAUUUAUUGACUGAUAUGAUACAUGAUCAAGAUAAAAAAGUCAUAACAAUGAUUACUGAUAUUCGAUGUGUAUUAAUGGACAAUCCAAUGGGAUAUCGAUUGGAAUUUGAAUUUGCCGAUAAUGAAUAUUUCAGCAAUAAAGUUCUUACAAAAGAAUAUUAUUAUGCCGAUGGUUUUGAUCCAACUGAUCCAUUGGGUUAUGAUUCUCUUUAUGUAAAUCAUUGUAAAGGAUGUAAAAUUGAUUGGAAAUCUCCUGAAAUGAAUUUGACUGAGAAAAAAGUUCCGAAAAAAAUGAAACAUCGUAGCAGUAAUCAAGUGAAAACAGUUGAGAAAGUGGAAAAAGCUGAUUCAUUUUUCAAUUUUUUCAGUCCACCUGAUGAAAAAAUUGAAGAAGCUGAUGAAGAUACUAAAGAAUUAUUGGCAAGCGAUUUUGAUAUUGGCGAAACGUUCCGUUUGAAUAUUGUACCUAGAGCCAUUAUUUAUUAUACUGGUGAAGGUAUCGACAAUGCAUGGGAUGAGGAAGAUGAUUUUGAUGUUGGUGAUUUUGACGAAGAUGAAGAAUUUGAUGAAGACGAAGAAGAUGAAGAUGAGGAAGAAGAAUUAGAAGAAGAUGAUGGCGAUAAACAUAAAUCAACAACUGGCCAUACACAGAAUAAAAGAUCACUAAAAGCUAAAGGUGCGCAAAAUGGUCUUCAUGGUAGACAUUCUAAUAAACCACAUAAAGGCCAUGCUAAAGAUAAAGAGGUUCCCCCUGAAUGUACUACACAAUAAACAUGAUUCGGUGUUUAGGGAAAAAAACAGACCUAAGAGAAAAAAUAGCAAGAUAUUUUUGAUUUUUAACAUUCUAUUCAAACAUACUAAAAGAAUUUUUUUUCUUCCAUUGAAUUUUCCAUAUUAAAGCAGCAUUCAUUGAAAGAUUA
Molecule: messenger RNA, 1691 nt
Organism: Dermatophagoides pteronyssinus (European house dust mite)
Lineage: Eukaryota; Metazoa; Arthropoda; Arachnida; Sarcoptiformes; Pyroglyphidae
Product: nucleosome assembly protein 1-like 1
Biological process (GO): nucleosome assembly
Cellular component (GO): nucleus
Source: RefSeq, a predicted model, not a curated record